GUAUUUCUCGGAUGUUCGGGUCGCUUGUGUCAUCAGUCAAUCGGCAGUAUUCGAAGCGAGUGGUCGUGAUUUCACAAUUUAGUGUAUUUCAUGUCAAGUCACUGAGAACCAGAAUAAGUUUUUUUGAGGCAUAAAAAUACACCGGGAAAGAAUAAAUCAAAUCCCGGCCGCAUUUGUGAUCUUCUUGGCCCCAUCCUCCACCUAUUCUCUUGGAUAUUAUUUUAAAAAUACUCAUCGUAUUCUCUUUUUUGUGAGAUAUUGCACAAGGUGAAACCUUCGAGUAGGACUAAGCAAAUGACAACACCAAGUACGAAUGCCAAUUAAUUAAGCAGAGAGCUUUCAAGGGACACGCACCUUCACGACAAUCCCACACUCAAGAGCUGUGAAAAAUGAGAGACCUCAGUACAAAAUGCUUGGUGACCAAGGAGACAAUCUAUCGCGACGUCGUGGUUAUAGGAAAUGGCCCGAGUGGGAUUGCACUGUCUUUCAUGUUGGCUGGUCACUGGCCAUACUGGAAUUCACAGGAUGUAGAAUCCCACCCUGAUGAACUCCUCAGAGCCAGGCUCAACUAUGCUGAUAAUGGGAAGAGUCUGGUUGAACAGGAUCUUGCCACACUGGCUGAUGGCCUAGAGGGUAGAAGUACAAACCCUGUCAGUCUCCUUCUUGACAGUCUUACGCAUCCUUGUGCUGAUCUUGGCAUGGAGUUGCCCUCAAUGGUCCACUACAAAUAUCAUCCUGAAAAGAAGAUCGAUCAUAUCGUUAUGGGGAAAGGAAGAGCUGGAGGAUCAUGGCACAAGAUGGAUCCUAAUCUCAGGACUCUGUCCCUCUCAGCAUGGAUGUCUCUACCGGGACUGGGUUUUAAUGAAUGGGAAUCAAAGAAUCCAUCAAAACCUUCUGCAGAAGGCAAUGAAAGAGAAAAUGGUCAGUGUUCGUGUGGGAAACCAUCCGACAAGCACUGUCAGAAGAUUGAUGUGGAGAAUAAUAACCUGACCGAGGAUUCUUCAUUUUGUCAUCAAUGUACCAAAAGACGGAAAUCAUCGACAUCUCCAAGGAAGGCUUCAAUAAGGCAGAACCACUCAAAAGAAGUGGAAACCCGAGCUCUAAUCUCCCGAGUGGCUGAAUACUAUGAGAGUUACGUCAAAGAGAUGGAUCUCGAGAGGUUCUUUAUGAACGACGCCACAGUCACAUCUAUCACACCCUUUCGGUGUCUCCCAGGAAGAGAGACCUGUGGAAGGGCCAAGGACGCCCGGUGGAUGGUCACUGGAUUCCGCAAGAACAAAGCCUUUACCAUUCUGUGCCGCAACGUUGUACUAGCCAAUGGCUCAUCAGACCUGGCCAAUCGUCUGGGAAUUCGGGGUGAACGCCUCUUAAUCCCUUGGCUCAAGCAUGAACUGCCCCAUUUGGAAGCUGCCUUGGAGGUUAUUCGGCCGUCAGAGAGACGCACCCUAAAACCCGUUUUGAUCGUCGGGGCGGGCUUAAGUGCUGCCGACGCUAUAACAAUUUGCCGGCAAUCUGGGAUACACGUGAUCCAUGUGUUCAGAAGCCGAACAGCCGGACUGGACAAGAUGCUGCCUGAGAAUGUGUAUCCGGAAUACCAUGAAGUACACAGGAUGAUGAAGAGCCCCCAUGAGGCUCAUAGUUGUUACACCCCUCUACCAGAGCAUACAAUUGCUGAUGUUGUAUCUGUGCCUUCUUCUUCUGGCGAGGAUCGACGCCGGGUAACAGUUCGCCACAUCAAGACAGGUGAAACUAGAGAUUUCGAAGUGUCCUUCUGUGCCAUUUUAAUUGGAGCUCGCCCCGAUCUACGUUUCCUAUCGCCUUUGGCUACGUCCUCUGUUCACUCAACUGAAGAGUUCCCCACAGAGCCACCUAUUGAGGAGAACACAUCCUUUUUCGGACGUCAAUUGGCUUGGUUCAAGAAUCUCUGUGUUAAAUGUCGCCAUAUGAACUUCUGUGAGCGUGUCCGACGACCGGAUUACAAGAAAAUCUGCGGUCAUAACUUCGAAAAGGGCAUAAGAGCCUGCGAAUGUCCUGCUAAACCAACUAGAAGCGCCUCAGAAGACCUAGUGACCAGUCUAGGACUGGGUGAGGAUCCUCAUUCACCUCUCGAUGGGAAGAACAAUCCAAUAGCCGUGGAUAAGUACACAAACCGCGUUCUCAGAGGCCCUCAAGGGCUCUUUGCCAUGGGUCCUCUGGUGGGAGAUAAUUUUGUGAGAUUUAUCCCGGGUGGAGCCUUGGCCAUAACAUCUGCCCUUCAGAAUCUCGAGAAUGAUUGAGUUCUGGGGAGGUUUUGUGGAGAUUUUCAUGUCGCCCGGCAUAUCACUUGGUUCCCUGGCUGGUGAUGCAAGUGUUAAGGGCUUUUUGUGACAUUUGUUUGACACUACGGGAAUGGUUUUAGUAGAAAAACGGUCCUUUUAUGCUGUCAAAUCCAUGAAGCAUUAGUGCGAAGAAUUUUCUUAUGACUCAGUAGGGGAAGUUGUUUAGGUUUUCCACCUUUGGAAAAUCCAAAAAUUGGUGCUCGAGACCCUUUUAUUGUAUUUUUGACAUUUCUUUGAAAGGUAUUUUGAUUGUAGAUAUUUUAAGGUGUUUGAUUUGAACAAAAACCAACUGUAAAAAAUGACAUUGUAAGAUUGUUUUUUAAAUGUAUUAAAUUAAGUGAACAUUCAGCUCAAUUGAAUAGAUUUUAAUAUAUACCUUCAAAAGAGUUAUUUGUAGAAGAUUUCUUGAGCUUAAUGUGUUAAUUUUUUUUAUUUAUUCGGUGGCUUAAAAAUUUACACGAAAAUUGAUUUUUACAUAUUGUUGCUAUUUAAUUGAAUAUUUCAUUUUAUAAAAUCAUUUUGCCACGUUGCGUUCUGUGAUUGGCUGGAGCUUGUAAUCUUUCGAAGCUGUAACCAAUCAAAAAACGGAAUGCAACUAAAAUAUUCUAUAAAAUCAAAUAUUAGUGAAUAAUGCUUUAAUCAAAUUUCGAAAUGUUUUUGUUUAAAUCUUGUGAACAAUACUUUUCACGUUUAAUUUACUUUAAAAAAAAUUGUAAGACCUUACUCAAGCAAUUUGUCUACAAAUUUCCUUUUUGCAUGUAAAAAUGUAACAAUUUUAUUUAAAAAACGUUUCCUUUGACAAAAAACACCCCUUCUGAAUAUUUCAAAAAAUAGACUGACGAAUAAAAAAUGUACACUGUAUGUAAAAGAAUUUUGAUCAAAUUGAAAAUAUACAAAAUUCAACGGUA
This is a messenger RNA of Phlebotomus papatasi, 3226 nucleotides long. RefSeq lists its product as uncharacterized. NCBI's taxonomy places the organism in Eukaryota, Metazoa, Arthropoda, Insecta, Diptera, Psychodidae. Bases 390 to 2276 code for a protein of 628 amino acids. The transcript has 5 exons. The record is from RefSeq and is a predicted model, not a curated record.